Eucalyptus grandis is the source of this 2763-nucleotide messenger RNA. RefSeq names its product receptor-like protein 35. The transcript has a single exon. Gene Ontology annotation, molecular function: protein binding. The record is from RefSeq and is a predicted model, not a curated record. NCBI's taxonomy places the organism in Eukaryota, Viridiplantae, Streptophyta, Magnoliopsida, Myrtales, Myrtaceae. The coding region runs from base 1 to 2763 and encodes 920 amino acids. Gene Ontology annotation, cellular component: plasma membrane.
AUGCCCAAUUCAACAUCCCUCUUCUGUCAAACGGACGGCUUUUGGUCCACGACGCCAAAGAUGCUUUCCUGGAAUGCCGACAAGGAUUGUUGCUCAUGGGAGGGAGUCACGUGUGAUCAUAUGACAGGUCAUGUGAUUCGCCUUGAACUUGGCUGCUACCCCCCAAGCCAGACCUGCUACUCUUCUGUAGCGUCUUCAAACAGCACUAAACUAUCUUCAUUGGGUUCCCUCAAUCUUUCUUCUCCUCACAAAGCAGAAAGGCCAUCAGGGUCAAAUUCUGAUAUGCUGCUUCAAAACCUGACCAUGUUAAGAAUCCUCAUUCUCGAUCAGUUAAACAUGUCGGGUAUUGACGUGAGUCACUUAAUGAAUCUCCCUCCAUCUCUGGAAGUCCUCAGCCUCAGUUCCUGUCAAUUGCGUGGCACGUUAGCAGCAAACAUUUUCCUUUUGCCAAAGCUGACAUGUCUCAAUUUAUCAGGCAACAAGGAGCUUUCGGGUUACUUACCUGAAUCAACUUGGAACAGCUCUUUGAAGGUUUUGGACUUGUCCUCCACAGGCUUCUCUGGAGUAUUACCGGAGUCAAUCGGUGACCUGCAUUCUCUGGAGACACUCUUGCUACAGCAGUGUAAUUUCAUUGGCUCUAUUCCGUUGUCACUUGGUAACCUAACACGACUCACCAGAUUGGAAUUCUCAUCGAAUAAGCUUAGUGGUGAGGUUCCUCCAACUCUGUCAAACAUUGAUCGGCUCACUCUGCUCGAUCUUUCCUUCAACAAUUUCACAGGUCCGAUACCCAAUGUCUUCGACAACAAGACACAACUUCAAAAACUGCUUUUCUCACAUAACCAAUUCGAGGGCCCUAUUCCUCCGAGCAUAAAAAAUCUUUCCAAUCUAGCCCAACUCGAGAUUUCAAAUAACCUCAUUUGGGGGUCUAUACCAUCAUCACUGUUCUCUCUUCCAUCCUUGACGAGGCUAGACCUCAGUAACAAUAGGCUCAGUGGUCACGUCAACGAGUUCCUUGCUGCACCCUCAUUAGAUCAUGUUGACCUGAGUGGUAAUAAGUUGCGUGGCUCAAUCCCAAACUCGAUUUUUCAGCUUGGGAACCUCACCUACUUGAGUAUAUCUGGAAAUAAUCUGACCAGUGUUUUAGACCAACGAUUGCUCUCGAGACUCAUAAAUCUAAAAGAUCUCGAUCUUUCGGACAACAUUUUGUCACUGAGCAAUAGCAUAACUAUCGAUCAUGUCUUGCCGAAACUUUCAAAAGUCAGUCUUUCUGGGUGCAACAUUACUGUAAUGCCUACAUUCUUGAGAAAUUCAACCAGCGUGGAGUAUUUAGACCUGUCGCGCAACAUAAUCCACGGUGAUAUCCCGCCAUGGAUGUGGGAUGUUGGGACUGAGUCAUUGUCUUAUCUCAAUAUAUCUCACAACUCCCUCACUAGCUUCGAACAAGUUCCAUGGGAAAAUCUUAUAGUCCUUGACCUGUAUUCGAACUUGAUCCAAGGGCCGUUUCUACCUCUAUCACUCCCGAAUUCGGUUCGCGUCUUCUCACUGGCUAGAAAUCAAGUGACGGGCUAUAUCCCUGGCUCUAUUUGUGAAAUGAAGGGCCUACAAAUUCUUGACCUCUCUCAUAACAAUUUCACUGGAACAAUCCCUCACUGUCUAGGGAACAUCAGCGACAGCCUUGUAGUGUUGGAUCUGCAAGAAAAUGGAAUUUCCGGCACUAUCUCCCUCACAUUUGGCGAAAAUGCUGUCCUGAGAAGUCUUCACCUCAAUGGAAACAAAUUUGAAGGCCUGUUGCCACGCUCUGUAAUCAAUUGCAAGCAACUUGAAGCGCUGGAUCUCAGUGGUAACAAGUUGAACGAUACUUUCCCAAGAUGGUUGGAAAUACUUCCUAGCCUGCGAGUCUUGUUCUUGCGAUCAAACAGACUUCGCGGCUCCAUAGCCAACCCCAAAACUGAAUUUCCCUUUCCGCAGUUGCGCAUUCUCGACCUUUCCUCCAAUGAGUUCACCGGUCCUUUGCCCAGCACCUACUUUGCAAAGCUGAAAGCGAUGGUGUCGACUGAUCAGGAUGGAUCCGAGUUGCGAUACAUGGACCAAGGUUACUACCAGGAUUCCGUGACUGAGAUUAUUAAAGGAAUUGAAGUGAAUCUCCCUAAAAUCCUAGUGACCCGGACGACCGUUGAUCUAUCAAGCAACAAGUUCCAAGGAAUGAUUCCGGAUGUAAUAGGAGAGCUAGGAUCACUCAAGGGGCUCAACCUUUCUCAUAAUAAUCUCGAUGGCCAUAUACCAUCAUCUUUGGGGGACCUUUCCAAGCUUGAGUGGUUGGAUCUUUCUUCAAAUGAGCUUAGCGGGAUGUUACCAACCGAAUUGACAAAUCUCACGUUUUUGGAGGUCCUAAAUGUCUCUUCCAAUCAACUAACAGGACCAAUUCCUCGAGGGAACCAAUUCAACACAUUUCAAGCUGAAUCCUAUCGUGGGAACCUAGGAUUGUGCGGGUUUCCAUUGUCCAAAUCUUGUGCUGAUUCCAGGGCGCCGGGGAAGCUUCCUGUCCUGCCUGAAGGCGGGGUUCACUUGGUCUUUGCAGAUUUUGUCGAACCAGAGGCCGUGGAAAUAGGAUUAUUAUGUGGCAUAGUGCUCGGACUAGUCAUGAGUAACUUGCAAUAUCUUAGAUCCUUUUGGCGAGCAAAGAGAGAAGUUAGAAAGAUUGCUAGGAAACAUAUUGGGGCCUUGAAACUGAUAAGGUUAAUAACCAUCGGAAGAUUAGAUUAG